CAUAAUGAUUAAAGUCAAUGAAUUAUCGCCAUUCCAAAGUUCCCAAGAAUCCAAACCCAAUCGCGCUCGUUUGAGGUCUCUACAGUUCUAACCUUAAUUAUCAAAUAAUUAUCAAAUAAAUGUAAUAAAUCCGAUUGACCUAUCUCCGUUCAAAGUUGACCCCUUCAACUUCUAAAUUCUUUUGUCUUUUUUUUUUUCGAUAACCCUCUCAACCCAGGAUAUCACUAUCAAUUCCCCCAUGCUACAAUUGAUUUCAUAUUCGGUUGUGAUCUGAGGUGAGAUUAUGAAUUCAUGCCUCCUUGACUUCUUUCACUCUUAGGCCUUCAAGCCGACAAGAACAUCGAAGCUUCAUAUAGAGAAUCGAGAUAUCUAUAUAUACCUCUGAGGUAUCCAUAUAGAUAUCAAGUGCCUCGAGUUUGCUUCUUUGUCUUUACCCCACUAUCCCACUUCACUGUCCCAUUAAUUGUCCCACUGUCCCACUGUCCCACUAUCCAGCCCGCUACCUAGUACCUACAUAUCCCCCUCCCUUUCUCUCGGCCUUAGCCGGCGAUCGAAGCAAUGCCAGACAAAGACACUUACCAAGCCGAAGUCGCAAUUGUCGAUGGCGAAGACGACGGGAACACUGCCGACACGACCGAAACGAAACAUGCGACUGGAAGACUGCGCACCAUGACCAGCAUCGCCGAGAUCGAUAGUACUAUUACACAUCCAGGCUCUGUUCGCAUCAAUGUCAAGGGCGCAUACAUUGUAGAUACACCCGAAGAGCCUGGUACCCCAGCGAACCUCUCUGCCUCCGCUGGGAAUAGUUACUAUGAGACCAAAGACAUUCGUUUACCGAAUCAUACCGCCGUUGUCAGCCAUAUAGCUGUUGACAUUGGUGGUUCCUUGGCCAAGUUAGUAUAUUUCUCCCGCGAAGCGCAUUCGACUGAGCCAGGCGGUCGCUUAAACUUUCAAUCCUUUGAAACCGAUCGCAUAGAUGACUGUAUCGAGUACAUGCGACACCUGAAGGACAAGCAGCUCGCCCUCAAUGGAUCCAAACCGGGCGAAUUAUGCGUCAUGGCGACCGGAGGCGGCUCCUACAAGUUUUAUGACCAAAUCAAAGAACGCCUUGGUGUUGAUGUUUUGCGAGAAGACGAAAUGGAGUGUUUGAUUAUUGGCCUGGAUUUUUUUAUCACCGAGAUACCCCGCGAGGUCUUUACGUAUUCUGAGACAGAUCCAAUGCAUUUCGAAUCGCCAAAUGUGAACAUCUACCCCUAUAUGCUUGUGAAUAUAGGGUCUGGCGUCAGCAUCCUUAAAGUGUCCGGACCGCGAACAUACGAGCGUGUGGGUGGUACAUCUUUAGGAGGCGGUACUCUUUGGGGUAUCCUAUCACUCCUUACCCCCGCCGAAUCGUUCGACGAGAUGCUGGAUAUGGCGGCGCAUGGCGACAAUACCAAAGUAGACAUGUUAGUUGGCGAUAUAUACGGCACCGAUUAUGGCAAGAUCGGCUUGAAGAGCACCACCAUUGCUAGUUCAUUUGGUAAAGUCUUCCGCAUGAAGCGGGAAGCAGAAAAUGAGGCUGAGGACAUGGGUGGGCUUUCCAAUGGCGAUGACCAAAAUCGGCGACGGCAGCAGAACUUGGACCAGAACUCAUCGUCGGCCUCGCAAGCGCAACACCGUCCUACGUCCUCUAGGGCGAGUGAGCUAGCGCGGUCACGGUUUUCCAGUGCCGACAUUUCACGAUCUCUCUUAUACGCCAUCAGCAAUAACAUUGGACAAAUUGCUUUUCUGCAGUCGCAAGUGCAUGGGCUGUCAAGCAUCUACUUUGGUGGGUCCUUCAUUCGUGGUCACCCGCAGACCAUGAACACCCUGAGCUACGCCAUCAAGUUUUGGAGUAAAGGUGAGAAGCAGGCAUAUUUCCUACGGCACGAAGGUUAUCUGGGCGCCGUAGGCGUAUUCCUAAAGCAUCAGCCACGGAAUUGGGGCCGCAGGGGCAGCUUCGAAACUGGCGAAGGGCUUGAAGAGAGGCUAAGGGUGCGAACAGAGGAAUCUUCGUGUCACUUCUCAGUAGAUCCCGAUCAGUGAUCCAUAUGGAUCAUCAAUGGCAGUGAUACCAACUGAACAUCACGAAGAGGUCCCGACUAGACUAAAAAGUUGCUAAACUUGGAAGUCUAUAAAUGAAGCUAUACGCAGCACUCAUAAAUAUCAGCGGUUAUGUGCCGUGGCAUACCUAUAACUCACCAGGUACCUCCUACUUCAUUCCUAUCUAGGACCUAAGUUAGGCACCUAAGUAGGUGCGCAUAUAUUAUAUCCUCAUAUCCGUAUCACAAUCAUUGUACGAGGUAGAAAUGCCAGGUAUUUAUCAUUAUUGCUAUUCCUGUAGCACAUCAGGAAUUGGAUAGUUGGAUGGAUGAAUGUUGCGCGCGCCAACCAGAGGUCGGCGCAAGAAGGAAUAUACGGCAGCGAAUGAACUGAAAUAUAUUGUUACAUUCGUAAUUUUUUCGUCUUAUAUACAACGAAGUUACCUAUGUUUCUCCCUAUAAAUAGUAUGCACUACAUUGCCUAGAACCUAGUUUACAUAGUAGAUAUUCGGUAUUCGGUAUUCGGUAUGCGAGUAAGUAAGCGAAGCACUUUCACGAAAGGAAAAACGAGUAUUAAACUCAACUAGAUUUAGG
Hypoxylon fragiforme is the source of this 2654-nucleotide messenger RNA. RefSeq names its product fumble-domain-containing protein. The record is from RefSeq and is a predicted model, not a curated record. The coding region runs from base 559 to 2064 and encodes 501 amino acids. Gene Ontology annotation, molecular function: ATP binding; pantothenate kinase activity. Gene Ontology annotation, biological process: coenzyme A biosynthetic process. The transcript is spliced from 3 exons. Lineage: Eukaryota; Fungi; Ascomycota; Sordariomycetes; Xylariales; Hypoxylaceae. Gene Ontology annotation, cellular component: cytosol; nucleus.